Messenger RNA from Polypterus senegalus (gray bichir), 4113 nucleotides. It is a transcript of the gene strip1, whose product is annotated as striatin interacting protein 1. Gene Ontology annotation, cellular component: cytosol. Lineage: Eukaryota; Metazoa; Chordata; Cladistia; Polypteriformes; Polypteridae. Gene Ontology annotation, biological process: cytoskeleton organization. The coding region runs from base 39 to 2483 and encodes 814 amino acids. The record is from RefSeq and is a predicted model, not a curated record. The transcript has 21 exons.
UCACGGUUUGCGUUGAAUUAAAAGAAAAAAAAAGGAAGAUGGAAGCUGGAGGAGGCGUAGGACUAAUUGUCAACAACAAACAGAGAUCCAUGCUACCCAACAAAAGCAGAGGAGAAUUCAUUCGAAAUCAGAGGAAGGACUCAGAGGGUUUUUCUGAAUGUCCAGACCUAGAAUUUGAAUAUGCAGAUACAGACAAAUGGGCCUCCGAGCUCUCGGAGUUGUACAGCUACACAGAAGGGCCAGAGUUUGUCCUCAACAGAAAGUGUUUUGAAGAGGAUUUUAGAACUCAUGUGGCUGAUAAGAAAUGGACAGAGUUGGAUAUUGUGCAGCACAGAGCUCAUGCCAUGCGACUUCUUGACGGAUUAGAAGUAACUGCAAGGGAAAAACGUCUGAAGGUGGCAAGAGCCAUUCUUUACAUGGCCCAAGGCACAUUUGGAGAGUGUGAUUCCGAAGCAGAAGUCCAGCAUUGGAUGAGAUACAACAUCUUCUUACUUCUUGAAGUUGGAACCUUCAUGGCCUUAGUGGAGCUGCUGAACAUGGAAAUAGACAACAGUGCAGCAUGCAGCAGUGCGGUGAGAAAGCCAGCAAUCUCAUUGGCUGACAGCACAGAUCUUCGGGUGCUGUUAAACAUCAUGUAUCUGAUGGUGGAAACCAUUCAGCAGGAGGAUGAAGCUGAUAAGCCAGAAUGGAAAGCCACAAGGGAAACCUUCAAAACAGAGCUUGGUUCUCCUCUCUACAAUAACGAGUCUGUUUCGGUGAUGUUGUUUGGGAUGGUGACCAAAUUUUGCAGUGGCCAUGCCCCUCACUUCCCCAUGAAGAAAGUUCUCUUACUGCUGUGGAAAACUAUUCUGUUUACCUUGGGUGGGUUUGAGCAGCUACAGGCAAUCAAAAUCAAGAAGCGAGAGAUCAUGGGCCUCCCACCUCUGCCAGAGGACAGCAUUUGUGUGAUCCGUAACAUGAGGGCUGCCUCCCCUCCAGCAUCCGCCUCAGAUCUCAUUGAGCAGCAACAGAAGAGAGCCCGCCGUGAGCACAAGGCUCUUAUAAAGCAAGAUAACCUUGAUGCCUUCAAUGAAAAAGACCCCUACAAAACAGAUGACCCCCGCGAAGAUGAUGAUGAAAAUGAUGACAAUGAUAACAGUCUAGAGGCAGAGACCUUCCCCUUGGAGCGUGAUGAGGUCAUGCCUCCACCAAUCCCUCACCCACCCUCUGAAAGGAUCUCUUUCCCAAAGGGGCUACCCUGGGCCCCCAAAGUCAGAGAGAAAGACAUUGAAAACUUCCUCGAAACCAGUAGAAGCAAAUUUAUUGGCUACACGUUAGGAAAAGAUACAGACACUGUAGUUGGAUUGCCAAGGCCAAUUCAUGAAAGCAUCAAAACCCUCAAACAGCACAAAUACAUCUCAAUCUCUGAGAUCCAGAUCCAGAAAGAAGAAGAAUAUCAGAAGACACCACUAUCUGGGGGAGAAGAGGAUAUUGAGCUGAGUCCUGCUGAGCUGCUAUAUCAAGGCAUGUUACCCAGCUUGCCACAGUAUAUGAUUGCACUUCUCAAAAUUCUUCUGGCUGCGGCACCCACGUCAAAAGCCAAAACCGAUUCCAUCAAUAUUCUUGCAGAUGUUUUGCCAGAGGAAAUGCCCACAACCGUGCUGCAGAGCAUGAAACUCGGGGUAGAUGUGAACAGACACAAGGAGAUCAUUGUGAAAGCAAUUUCAGCCAUUCUGCUGCUGCUCCUGAAACAUUUCAAGUUAAACCAUGUCUAUCAGUUUGAAUACAUGGCCCAGCAUUUGGUGUUUGCAAACUGCAUCCCUUUGAUCCUGAAGUUUUUCAAUCAGAACAUCAUGUCCUAUAUCACUGCAAAAAACAGUAUAUCCGUUUUGGAUUUCCCUUCUUGUGUCAUCCAUGAACUACCUGAGCUGACUGCAGAAAGUCUGGAAGCUGGGGACAACAACCAAUUCUGCUGGAGGAAUCUUUUUUCCUGCAUCAAUCUGCUGCGGAUACUGAACAAGCUUACAAAAUGGAAGCAUUCAAGGACUAUGAUGCUUGUGGUUUUUAAGUCCGCCCCCAUCCUGAAGCGGGCACUCAAAGUGAAGCAGGCCAUGAUGCAACUUUAUGUCUUGAAGUUACUGAAGGUGCAAACUAAAUAUCUUGGCCGCCAGUGGCGGAAGAGCAACAUGAAAACCAUGUCUGCAAUCUACCAGAAAGUGCGCCAUCGCCUGAAUGAUGACUGGGCCUACGGCAACGAUCUGGAUGCUCGUCCUUGGGAUUUCCAGGCUGAAGAAUGUGCUCUGCGAGCCAAUAUCGAGCGUUUCAACAGCCGCCGCUAUGAUAAGACGCAGAGCAAUCCAGACUUCCUGCCUGUGGACAACUGCCUACAGAGUGUGCUGGGACAGAGGGUAGAACUUCCAGAGGAUUUCCAGAUGAACUAUGACCUCUGGCUUGAGCGAGAAGUUUUCUCCAAGCCCAUUUCCUGGGAGGAACUUCUGCACUGAUGCUUCAGUUAUAGGGGAACAUUUGAGUAAAAACACUAAAGGAUGGAAGUUUUCUGUACAAAGACAUAAAAAAAUUUAAGCGAAACACAGAGAAGUUGACUGCCUGUUAGGUAUUCUGAUUGAAACCUUCCAAUGCUCACCUAACAGUUGCCUUGUUUCCUUACUUGCUUUUAAUUGAAAUAUUUAUAGAAUUUUAUAAGUUAAAAUGGGGGGUGAGGGACGACUGAUCUCCUGUUGACCAGGUGGAAGCAUUCUUGAUCAUGUUUCUUUUACAGGUUGCUAUUGGGCUAACUUACCCAUUGAUUAAAAUCUGUGAAGUGUGAUAGAGUAGCAUCCCAAAUAUCUCGUAACGGCUAAUCAUUGUAAAUGAAGUCCUUCUCAUCGGAAUGGAGCUCUCCAUCACUUACAAGAAAAGGUAAAUAAAAUACCAAAUAGUGCAAAAAUAGCGUUUCCUUCAAGUUGCAGAGUCAUUUUGAAACAAAGCAUUUUUAAUAUUGAUCAUUUUACAAACUGUAUAAAUAUAAUUUUGGAUCAGAAUUUGGGUUUGCACAACAUUCCAAUAUGCUCUUUUAAAUGACCACCUCUUUAAUUGAGAAUAUGAAUAGUAAUGUUUUGCAGCAAAAACAUUUGAAAUGUGAGACUGUGUUUUAUGUUCAUUUUGAAGCAAUCUAUGAAAUGUGGUUAAAACUCUUGGAACUCUUUCUUGUCUUGUAAGAGUGCUGGUUUCUAUCAGUGUUUUCACUUCCUUGAAUGUCUGUGGUAAACAAAAUAUUACUAUUAAUUAAUUAUAACCCUUAUUGUUAACUACACAACAACAGACGCUUACUUGACAGUGCCCUUAAAAUGGGUGCGCCUGGCUCACUGUAUUGUGAAACGUACAGCAUACAAACAGAACGGGUCAUUUUAAAUGUGCGUCGACAUGAGUGACACUAAGUAUCAGCCAGGUUUCUGCCCAUCUCUGUGGACCAUGAUAUGCUCUGAGGUGUCCCAAGUUAUGUAGUCAUUCUUUUUAAUUGUUGUCCUGGGCUGCAUCUUAUUAUUUUGGCAGAACUGAUUUGGGUUAUCAUCAACUUAACUCCAGUUUUGUCUCCUUUUAUUUAUUAUUAUUAUUAUUAUUUUUUUUUUGCAGUUUAACAGGUAAUAUUUGUCUAGUAGGUCUUUAUAAUGUUGGAGGCACAGUGUAUCAUCUGAUCUUAGUCUUUCAGAUUUGUUACAAUGGUGCUUUUUCACUCUCUCUCUCUCUCUCCCCUCUUCCUUAUUUAAAACCCUGGAUGACUUUAGGGUAAGUUGUUGGUUAAAAUCCAUAUGCAAGCAAGAAACAAUUCACACAAGAUACAUCUCCUGAAUGGAUUUGUUGUUGGGGUUAUUACAAUUCAGUGCCAUUGGGGAGAUGCCAUACAGAGCGGCAUUUAUUGGAAAACGUGUUACAUUCAGAUUUUAGCUGCUUCUCUUUUACAUACUCACACAACUUGUUUUAUAUUCUUGUAAUUUUAUUCAGUUAACCCAAUUUUAAUGGUGCUGGUUUAAGUUAAAAUGAAUGCUUAUACAUUAUGUGGCAUUAUGAGAAACAAAUUCAGCAAUUCACACUGCUGACAGGUGGCACUGUUUAGCAACAUCCAUUGAAGAUAAU